Molecule: messenger RNA, 1542 nt
Organism: Xyrauchen texanus (razorback sucker)
Lineage: Eukaryota; Metazoa; Chordata; Actinopteri; Cypriniformes; Catostomidae
Gene: pus1
Product: pseudouridine synthase 1
Exons: 6
Coding region: 320-1459 (379 amino acids)
Biological process (GO): tRNA pseudouridine synthesis; mRNA pseudouridine synthesis
Cellular component (GO): nucleus
Molecular function (GO): pseudouridine synthase activity; RNA binding
Source: RefSeq, a predicted model, not a curated record
CUACACGUGGAUCCAUACUGGAUUCAGGGGAAGUAAAUAAGUUAUUGCGGUGAAUAAGUCAUACUACUACAGAGCUACGCAUUUUUUCUCCAAACAAUUGUGCGCCUUAUCGAGUUAUGCCAGUUAAUGUAAUGAACUUAAUCGCGACAGAUUUGUUCAAGAAACAGUUGUGAGCUCCUCAUUGAAGAGGUUGUCAUGACAUGCUGAAAUGAUGUCGUAUUGUUAAUGUUUACCACGUGAACUGGUUAUUACAGCGUUCAAAAAUAAAGGGUGGCCAGAUCCUAUCUUGAAGUGUCAUAGAUUUAGCAUAUCCUGCAAGAUGACUGAGGAUUCCAAAGACGCCGACACCAAAUCUUUGAAAAGACCAGCGGACGAUGCACUGGUUGAGAAUGAGCACGAAGACAAGAAGCUUAAAACAGAGCAGAAUGGUGACAAGAAGUACCCUAAGAAAAAGGUGGCUCUGCUGAUGGCAUACUCCGGCAAGGGGUAUUAUGGCAUGCAGAGAAAUGCAAAGAACUCUCAGUUCAGGACUAUUGAGGAUGAACUGGUUGUAGCCCUUAUCGCAGCAGGAUGUAUUCCAGAGGGCCAUGGAGAUGAAAUGAAGAAGAUGUCUUUCCAGCGAUGUGCACGAACUGAUAAGGGUGUUUCCGCUGUGGGUCAAGUUGUGUCGCUGAAGUUGUGGAUGAUUGAAAACAUCCUGGACAAAAUCAACAGCCAUUUGCCACAUAACAUUAGAAUUUUAGGUUACAAGAGAGUCACGGGAGGCUUCAAUUCCAAAAACAACUGUGAUGCCAGAACAUAUGCUUACAUGCUUCCAACGGUGGCGUUUUCCCCAAAAGACUAUAAUCAGGAGGACACGUCAUUCCGUGUGAGUUCAGACACCCUUCAGAAGGCCAACCAUUUGUUCAGCUUGUACAAAGGCACCCAUAACUUCCACAAUUUCACCUCACAAAAGGGUCCACGGGACCCCAGUGCCAAGCGCUACAUCACUCACAUGUCUUGCGGUGAGCCCUUUGUAAGACAAGAAGCUGAGUUUGCCGUUGUCACAGUUCGAGGCCAGAGCUUCAUGAUGCACCAGAUCCGGAAGAUGAUCGGUCUGGUAAUCGCUGUGGUUAAAGGAUAUGUGGAUGAGGGGGUGAUCGAGAGGAGCUGGGGAGAGGAAAAGAUUGAUGUUCCCAAGGCACCUGGUCUUGGAUUAGUGUUGGAGAGGGUGCACUUUGACCGCUACAACAAACGCUUUGGAGGAGAUGGUAUCCAUGAGACUCUGGAAUGGACUGAGGAAGAGGAUGCUAUCACUGCUUUUAAGGAUAAGCACAUUUAUCCAAGCAUUGUGGAGACCGAGCUCCUUGAGAUGUCCAUGGUGAACUGGAUGGCUACUCUAUACAUCCAUGAUUUUGAAGCCACCGCAACAGGGAACCAAGACCGCAAAGAGGAUGAUGAAGGAAAUGCAUCUGACUGAAUCACUGAGGCAGACCCUUUUUAUUUUUUACUUAUACCAUUACAUUUUGUUUUAAAGUUUCCACAAAACAAUGCUGAAAUAAA